AUGCCCUAUAAAAUACUCCGGAUGAAAAAUUCGCUCGAGACACGUAAAUCAGAAGGGAUAUUACUGGCGGAUGAAAGAAAUAGAUUAAGGAUAGGAGAGCUGUAUCGUUACAAGUUUUCGGUGAAUAAAAAUGAGCUCAAAGAACAAGGGAUAGAUGUAUCGCAACUAUUCGUGAGAAUUAAAAACGAAGAAAGUCCCCUGCUCCGGCCAGUGUAUUUGACCGGGCCGUAUUCCUUUUACGUUGAUAUUAGACCGCAUAAUUACAAUGAGAACCGCAAGUUUCGAGGGACAGAGGCUAUUCCGUUUAUUGAAAACUUGAAACCAGACGAAAGGUUUAAAGUAAAGAUAUUACUGAAUCGUAAUUCCAGAGUUGGUAGUAGUUCUAUUUAUUCGUGGACUAUAGACAUUGUUUCGCAAUUAGCGGUGACCACGAUCCCGAGGUUGGAAUUCACUUUUAGAAUAGGAACGACAAGGAAAGUGGUCAAGAAAACUAACGGUCCGUUUAAAAGUGUUGAAGGUGUUGCUUUGGAGAUAUGGGACACUAAAACUCUUUGGGAUUUGCCACCAAAAUAUCCAGAAAAGCCCGUACAUCUGGUUAUAGUGACACAUGGGAUAUUCGCCAAUAUUGGGUGCGAUAUGUUAUAUAUGAAGGAUAAACUUGAAGAAAUGACGUUCCCCAUGGACGAGUCUAUUAAUCCAAAUAUAAUUGUUCGAGGUUGUAUGGAUAACGUGGGCAAAUCUAGUCAUGGUAUACAUUGCUUAGGUGUAAGAGUUGGAAAGUAUGUUCUUGAAAUUGUUGAUGAGUUGAACAAGAAGUACAGAGUAAAUAAAAUAUCAUUCAUUGGGCACUCCCUGGGGGGUCCAACCCAAUCUAUGGCAAUCCGCUACAUAACCGUGAAAAGACCAGAUUUUUUUGACCCAGUGAAAGGUGUCAAACCCGUUAAUUUUAUUACGCUAGCGAGUCCCUUCAUCGGUGUCAUUGGUGAUUUUCCCUUCUAUUUGUCUGUUCCACUUGAUAUGGGCGCCCUUGGGUUGACAGGAAGAGACCUAAAUUUGAAAUAUACACCCUUAACAUCCAGAGAUGGGUUAUAUACCGAUGAUGAAGCAUAUUCGGAACGUUCAAAAUAUAUACUAGAAAUCCUUCCACAAGCACCAGCUAAAAAAAUAUUUGAAGCCUUUAAGAGAAGAACAGUCUAUGCCAAUAUCAUGGAUGAUGGUAUUGUUCCCUUAAGAACCGCUGCCCUUUUGUAUUUAGACUGGCGAGGUAUACAUAAAGUUCAAAAAAUUAGGAAAGAGAAUAAAAAGUCUUCAAAGUCCAAGGGAUACGAAUCCUCGGUGACACCAGAGAGUAAAGAAGUAUCGCCAUUAUCUAACGAAAAUGGCCAUAAUGUUGGGGAGAUUCCUGCAGAAAGUCCUAAUAAGAAGGCAACCUUACAAUGGACCCUACCACAGGCUGUCAUACAUGGAGGCAGGAUAAAUAAAUAUACAAGAGGUCAAACUAAUGAGGCUGUCUCGGAUUCGGAUAGUGAACAAGGAGUAACCACUAAUGAUCAAAAAUUCGAGCCUCCAAAAGAAGCUAAUACCUUAUUAUCCGCGUUAUCGGUACUGACAGCGUCUAUACCAGAUCAAGAAUAUAUUAAAAACCCUGCCGUAAGGAAAGAUGAAAUUGUUCAUGACAAACUUUAUCAUCCAGAAGAAUUGCCUCCCUUACAUUACGAGAAUAGGCCCAUAGUUAAAAAGCUUAUAUAUCCUAAUGAGAGUGUCAAUAGGAUUCAAGAGCGUAUUGCCAGGGAAUGGCAGGAAACGAUGACUUGGAGGAAGGUCUUGGUGCAGAUCAAACCAGAUUCACAUAAUAAUAUUAUAGUGAGAAGACGAUUUGUCAAUCUGUAUGGUUACGUUGCCAUCGAACACAUGGUUGAGCACCAUUUCGGUACCAAAGUUUGUAGCGAGCUUGUUGAUGAUCCAAACGAACCAAAAGAUGAACCAGACCAGCCUCGACAGUCGGACCAGUCAAAUGGGCGCAACAAGCCUAGCAAAUCGGAAAAGUAUUGA
Messenger RNA from Saccharomyces eubayanus, 2052 nucleotides. Its product is annotated as putative hydrolase. The coding region runs from base 1 to 2052 and encodes 683 amino acids. The record is from RefSeq and is a predicted model, not a curated record. Gene Ontology annotation, molecular function: monoacylglycerol lipase activity. The transcript has a single exon. NCBI's taxonomy places the organism in Eukaryota, Fungi, Ascomycota, Saccharomycetes, Saccharomycetales, Saccharomycetaceae.